Fusarium coffeatum is the source of this 2772-nucleotide messenger RNA. RefSeq lists its product as uncharacterized. The record is from RefSeq and is a predicted model, not a curated record. The coding region runs from base 1 to 2772 and encodes 923 amino acids. Gene Ontology annotation, molecular function: MAP kinase scaffold activity. NCBI's taxonomy places the organism in Eukaryota, Fungi, Ascomycota, Sordariomycetes, Hypocreales, Nectriaceae. Gene Ontology annotation, cellular component: cell cortex of growing cell tip; actomyosin contractile ring. The transcript is spliced from 3 exons.
AUGAGCAUCAGUCUGGGACGCAAUGCGCCGUUGUCCCCGAUCUCUAUAGGCGGUAGCGAUUUCUCUGUUUCCAAGUACCAACCCGACGACGGCCCCUAUCCCAACGGUCGCUCCAAUCUUGCAUCGCCCCCGAAUUCGGGCGGCUCCAACAGCGCCAUGAGCAUCAACGGUUUCCCAAACGCUCCUCUCAACGGCCCAGGCCCGGGCCCGGGUCCUGGCCAAGGUCCUGGUCCAGGUCCUAGAAGCACUGGAGGACCAUCACCACCUGCUUCCAUUGCGCGCUCAAGUAACGGUACUCAACUCUACGCUCGCAGCGAAGGCCGCAACAGUGUCCGCGGCGACCUUGACGAGGCCGUCCUCAGCGAGCACUAUGUCGCCCUGCGCACAUUCCUCAACACCCGCGAUCCCAAUCACAAGCAGCAGCCGAACAAAGCUCGCGACAAGCUUUUGCGCCUUUCCUCAGUUCAAUUUUAUGAGCUCAGUACCGAUGUUUUUGACGAAUUGAUCCGAAGACAGGCCGCCGCCAGGGCGCCUCCGAAUGCACCAAAUGGCCCUCCCCCAUUUCUGACGCCCGAGAAGAACUUCCACCCCAAGCGAAACCAGGCUCGCCAAAGACUAUCUUCCCUUGGCCCUCCACGAUUCCGAGACCUGGCCGCCGAUGUUUACCACGAACUCGAACGCAGAUUCCCUCGCUUCGUGGGAGCCGACCUUGCUCGUACAGGAAGUCCCAUGUCAAUGAGAGGACCCGGCACACCGAUCAAUGGUAGCUUCCCCCCAAGAGCCCAAAGCCGCAUGAGGAGGCCUUCCGAUGCGCCGUCUAUGAGAGGUCCUGGACCACAAGAUGCUUACGGAAUGCCAGCAUCCCCAAGUGGCCAGAAUGGCGAUUACGGACGUCCUACACCAAAACAGCUCAACCAGAACAACACAAUCGUUCCGAACAAAAGUAUCAUGCUUGAAGAAGAUGACGAAGGCGAAGGAUACUCAGAACAUGACCCGAAUCGCGAGAGCAAGAGGAGUGCUGGUACCGGCAUUAUGUCAGAGACCGACAGGAAAGCCCUAGAGGAUUCCCAAAAUCAGGUACGGGAAUUACAAGAGAAGCUAGAGAGUAUGGAAGAGGCUUGGAAAAAGGAGAAGGAUGAAAUGAAUAGCGCUCUGGAUCAGGAACGUUCACAAGCUGCUACUAUCAACCAGGAAAAGCAAGAAUGGAGUGAUCUCCGACUCAAUCUUGAGAACAAGCUGGCUGAGGCGCAAAACCUUAACGACUCGAUGAAGCAAGAAUUGCAGCGCGUACGCGACGAUCAUGAGGAUGAAAUACAAAGGCUCAGAGAUGAUAUGACAGUAGCACAGCAGUCCGAGAGAAGUGUUGGGCCUGGCGCAUCAGACUCUGAGCUCCAACGAGAAAAUGAUGAACUUAGACAGGAACUUCGGGAACAACAGCAGGUCACAGAGGAAGUCAGGAAAGAGGCCCAAGAGUUCUUGCUCGAGAUGCGCGAGCUUUCUCAGCAAAGUGGUACGACACACGAACGACAUGCAGAACUUGAGAAGAAGAUUGAGAGGCUCGAGCGUGAGGUUCACGAAUGGAAGGACCGCUACGCUGGUGUCAAGACGCAACUGCGACACAUGCGCGCAACCUCUGCUGGUCCCGGGAUUGAGCACGAUGCGGCCAAGCACGUCCGUGAGCAGGGAUUCGUUGAUGAGCGUGGUAUGGUCAAAGAUAUUCACGUCACGAAGUUCCAGAUUGCCAUUGAUGAGCUUCUGCAGAAAGCUCGAACUGAGGAUCCCCAAAAGGUGGUGGAUGCUAUGAAGCUCGUUGUAGUCAGCGUGCGUCGCAUUACCAAGGACAUCGAGGUGCCCCAGACCGACGACGAGGAGUUUAUCCAACAGCAGACCAAGUUGAGAUCCAAGGUAUCGUCAACCGCAAACAACUUCAUCACAGCUUCCAAGAACUUUGCCUCCAGCGCUGGAAUGUCUCCUGUCUCUCUGCUGGAUACCGCAGCGUCGCAUUUGGCCGCUGCUAUCGUUGACCUGCUCCGUCUGGUCAAGAUUCGAUCAACCCCUGCUGAGGAAUUGGACGAUGAAGAUGGAACCAUGACACCUGCGGACUCCAGUGCUCUUUUCUCACCUGUAGCUACCGAGCAUCCUGUAAACAUCCAGAACACGCUUCCACCUCCAGCUCCCUUCCAGGGCUUGAGUGGUAUGCGAGGCAGCAUUGACUCAUCAGCAUAUAGCCCACUGGGCUCGCCUCGCCAGUCCGCUGAGCCAUAUUCGCACCAAAGGUCCAUGUCCAAGGCCAGCGCGGUACCAAUCGGCCUCGGGCAAGCCAACGCGAACACUCAACCCAACGGACGAGCCCCGCAGUUGGAUCCCCGAGCCGCCGAAGAUCUCAAGCUCUUCCUUGAGGAACAAAACUCCAUUCUAUCGGCCGAGAUCCAGAGACUUGUAAACACGGUCCGCGGAGAAGCCAACAUGCGCCAGAUUUCUGAAGAUAUCGGUUCCAUCAAUGCCAUUGUCAGCGACAUUAUUGCAGAAUCACAAGCAUGCGGCCUCGGCGAGUCGGCCAACCAGCUGGCCCAAUGUAGAGCACGCCUACUCGAGUCUGCCGACCAGGGUCAAGACAUGGCGAACAUUGGUAUGGACACAAACUCGCACGAAUGGCGCAUGUGGGUGCAGACACUACCACCUAUUGCAUUCGGUCUGGCACGCGAGACCAAGGAACUUGUUCAACAAGCAGAUGACAUGGCCAGACCCGGACGACCUGAUGACUUUUCGUAA